Molecule: messenger RNA, 6675 nt
Organism: Sus scrofa (pig)
Lineage: Eukaryota; Metazoa; Chordata; Mammalia; Artiodactyla; Suidae
Gene: ZC3H13
Product: zinc finger CCCH-type containing 13
Cellular component (GO): nuclear speck
Molecular function (GO): metal ion binding
Source: RefSeq, a predicted model, not a curated record
AGGGCAAACCAUUGACUUCCGGCGUCAUUUUGAGGCGAUACGCCUGGCGGCCUGAUAGUGUUUUCCUUGUCUUUUCUUACUCUCCAGUCUCCCGUCCUUCCUUUUUUCUUCCGUCCCAGGCUCAUUUGACCCUGGCGAGGCGGCAGGCGGGUUCUGCUUCCCAGCCGUCCUGGGAGUCCCUCGCUAGCCGAGGACGGGUUCCUGGGAGCCGCGCGCGCACUUCUUUCUCCUCGUCGUCGUCUUCCCAGGGCCAGGCGCGGGGACAGAGAGUCGCCUCCCCCGCUCCUCGGAGCGGUGGCGGCCGUGCUGCCUCCGGAUUGCGCUUGCGAAAGGACCUCGAGGAGGAGUAGUACAAAAUGUCAAAAAUUAGAAGGAAAGUCACAGUGGAAAAUACCAAGACCAUAUCUGAUAGCACAUCCCGAAGACCCAGUGUAUUUGAGAGGCUUGGACCCAGCACUGGCAGUUCAGCAGAGACACAGUGCCGUAACUGGCUGAAGACUGGCAACUGCCUCUAUGGAAACACAUGUAGAUUCGUACAUGGCCCUUCACCCCGUGGUAAAGGUUAUAGCAGCAAUUAUAGAAGGUCACCAGAAAGACCUACAGGGGAUCUUAGAGAAAGAAUGAAGAACAAGCGCCAAGAUGUGGACACUGAGUCCCAGAAACGAAAUACAGAGGAGUCAUCCUCACCUGUUAGGAAAGAAUCUUCAAGAGGGAGACAUAGGGAAAAGGAAGACAUAAAAAUCACUAAGGAGAGAACUCCAGAAAGUGAAGAAGAAAAUGUAGAAUGGGAAACUAAUAGAGAUGAUUCUGACAAUGGAGAUAUUAAUUAUGAUUAUGUUCAUGAGUUGUCGUUGGAAAUGAAGCGUCAGAAGAUACAGAGGGAAUUAAUGAAGCUGGAACAAGAAAACAUGGAGAAAAGAGAAGAAAUUAUUAUUAAAAAGGAGGUUUCACCAGAAGUGGUUAGAUCAAAGUUAUCCCCGUCACCUUCUCUCCGAAAGUCUAGCAAAUCUCCAAAGCGUAAAUCAAGCCCUAAGUCAUCCUCUUCAGCGAGCAAGAAAGACAGGAAGACAACUGCAGUCUCUUCUCCCUUGCUGGACCAGCAGAGGUCAGUAAGGAAUUCAAAAAGCAACCAAAGUAAGAAGAAAGGACCUCGCACGCCUAGCCCACCCCCUCCUAUACAGGAAGAUAUUGCUCUAGGGAAAAAAUAUAAGGAAAAAUAUAAAGUAAAAGACAGGAUAGAAGAAAAACCAAGAGAUGGAAAGGACAGAGGGCGAGAUUUUGAAAGACAAAGAGAAAAAAGAGAUAAGCCAAGGUCUAGUUCCCCAGCAGGACAGCAUCAUUCUCCUAUAUCUUCUAGACAUCACUCAUCUUCCUCGCAGUCAGGCUCAUCUAUUCAAAGGCAUUCUCCUUCUCCUCGCCGGAAAAGAACUCCUUCUCCGUCUUAUCAGAGGACAAUAACUCCACCUUUACGCCGCUCGGCUUCUCCCUAUGCUUCCCACUCCCUGUCCUCUCCUCAGCGGAAGCAGAGUCCCCCACGGCAUCGCUCUCCACUGAGGGAGAAAGGGAGGCAUGACCAUGAACGGACGUCACAGUCCCAUGAUCGGCGUCACGAAAGGAGGGAAGAGACUAGAGGCAAAAGGGAUAGAGAAAAGGAUGCACGAGAAGAACGCGAGUAUGAGCAGGAUCAGGGCUCUUCCAGAGACCACAGAGAUGACAGAGAACCUCGAGAGGGUCGGGAGCGGAGAGAUGCCAGAGAUACUAGAGACAGAAGGGAACUCAGAGACUCCAGAGACCUUCGGGACUCCAGGGAGAUGAGGGAUUAUAGCAGAGACAACAAGGAGAGCCGCGAUCCCAGAGACUCUCGGUCUGCUCGUGAUGCUCACGACUACAGGGACCGUGAAAGCCGAGAUGCUCACCGAAAGGAGGAUGCUUAUCAGGAAGAGUCCCGGAGUUACGGCAGAAACCACUUGCGAGAAGAAAGUUCGCGCACCGAAGUAAGGAACGAUUCCAGAAAUGAGUCUCGAAGUGAAAUGAGGAAUGACCGGAUGGGCAGAAGUAGGGGAAGAGGUCCAGAGUUACCUGAAAAGGGAAGUCGAGGCACGAGAGGGUCUCAAAUUGAUAGUCACAGUAGUAGUAGCAACUACCAUGACAGCUGGGAAACUCGCAGUAGCUAUCCUGAAAGAGACAGAUACCCCGAAAGAGAAAACAGAGAGCAAGCAAGAGAUUCUUCCUUCGAAAGAAGACACGGAGAGAGAGAGCGUCGUGACAACAGAGAGAGAGAUCAAAGACCAAGCUCACCAAUUCGACAUCAGGGAAGGAAUGACGAGCUUGAGCGUGAUGAACGAAGAGAGGAACGAAGAGUAGACAGAGCGGAGGAUAGAAGAGACGAAAGGGCCAGGGAGAGGGAUCGGGAGCGAGACCGCGAGCGCGAGCGCGAGCGGGAACGGGAGCGGGAUCGGGAGAGAGAGAAAGAGAGGGAGCUGGAGAGAGAGCGGGCUCGGGAACGGGAACGGGAGCGAGAAAGGGAGAAGGAGCGAGACCGGGACCGCGAGAGAGAUCGGGACCAUGACCGAGAGCGGGAGAGAGAGAGGGAGCGAGACAGGGAGAAAGAACGGGAGCGCGAGCGGGAGCGAGAGGAGCGGGAGCGGGAGAGGGAGCGGGAGCGGGAGCGGGAGCGAGCCAGAGAGAGGGAGAAAGAGCGCGACCGCCAGAGGGACUGGGAAGACAAAGACAAAGGCCGAGAGGAGCGCAGAGAGAAGCGGGACGAUGCCCGAGAAGACAGGAACCCCAGGGAUGGACACGAGGAGAGAAAGUCCAAGAAGCGCUAUAGAAACGAAGGCAGUCCUAGCCCUCGUCAGUCACCUAAGCGCCGGCGAGAACAUUCUCCUGACAGUGACACCUACAACAGCGGAGAUGAUAAGAAUGAAAAACACAGACUCUUGAGUCAGGUUGUUCGACCUCAAGAAUCUCGUUCUCUGAGCCCGUCUCACCUUACAGAGGACAGGCAGAGUCGAUGGAAAGAGGAGGAUCGAAAACCGGAGAGAAAAGAAAGUUCAAGGCGCUACGACGAGCAGGAGUUCAAAGAGAGAGUUUCUUCUGUAGAUAAGCAGAGAGAACAGAUCGAAAUCACAGAGAGCUCAAGGACUCGGGCCCAAGAUGUGCUAGGACACCACCUGUCUGAAGACCGAGACAUGUCUGAUCGAGCUCAUGAUGAAAACAAGAAAAAAGCCAAAAUUCAGAAGAAACCUCUUAAGAAAAAGAAAGAGGAUGAUGUUGGAAUAGACAGGGGUACCACAGAGACAGUGUCGGAGGAUAGUCAAGUCUUUUCACCGAGAAAAGGCCAGAAGAAGAAAAGCAUUGAAAAAAAGCGUAAAAGGUCCAAAGGCGAUUCUGACCUUUCUGAUGAAGAGGCAGUCCAGCAGAGUAAGAGGAGGAGAGGCCCUCGGACCCCCCCUAUAACCUCCAAGGAGGAACUGGUGGAAAUUUCCAAUGAUAGGGAUGGCACUCUGGAGGAUGCUCAGAAGAAAGAAGAUACAGCGUUCAGUGACUGGUCUGAUGAGGAUGUGCCUGACCGGGCCGAGGGGGCGGAACCAGAGCACGGGGCCACAGCUGCCACUCCUGCAAGGACGCCUUCCCCAUCGUCUCUCCCUCCUCCGCCCCCUCCUCUGGCUGCUACAACCCCAGCUGCUGGUGCUGCCACCACCAUGUCCACCUCUGCCACCCCCACCAGUGGCACCAACACAGCCUUUGCCAGUGAAGACUCACACAGAAAAUGCCACAGAACACGAGCCGAGAAGGUAGAGGCACCUCAUGUGACCAUAGAAGAUGCCACACACCGCAAGCCAGUGGAUCAGAAGAGGAGCAGCAGCCUCGGCAGCAACCGGAGUAAUCGCAGUCACACCUCUGGCCGUCUGCGCUCCCCGUCCAGUGACUCUGCGCAUCGAAGUGGCGACGACCAGAGCGGUCGAAAGAGAGUCCUGCACAGCGGCUCAAGAGACAGAGAGAAGACGAAAAGUCUGGAAAUCGCAGGAGAGAGAAAAUCUAGGAUUGAUCAGCUGAAGCGUGGAGAACCCAGUCGAAGUACUUCUUCAGAUCGCCAGGAUUCAAGAAGCCAUAGUUCAAGAAGAAGUUCUCCCGAGUCGGAUCGACAGGUGCAUUCAAGAUCAGGGUCAUUUGAUAGCAGAGACAGGCUUCAAGAGCGUGAUCGUUAUGAGCAUGAGAGAGAGCGGGAGAGAGAGAGGAGAGAUGCAAGGCAGAGGGAGUGGGAGCGAGAUGCUGAUAAAGACUGGCCCCGGAACCGGGACCGAGAUCGACUGCGGGAACGGGAGAGAGAACGGGACAAGAGGAGAGACGUGGACAGGGAGAGAGAGAGACUGAUCUCUGAUUCCAUGGAAAGGGACAGGGACAGGGACAGGACUUUUGAGAGUUCUCAGAUAGAGUCCGUAAAACGCAGUGAAGCAAAACUGGAGAGUGAUCACGAAAGAGACCUAGAGGGCACCUCCCGAGACUCCGCAGCGUUGGAUAAAGAAAGAAUGGAUAAAGAUCUCGGGUUGGUGCCGGGAUUCGAAGAUGCAAGUAAAGCUGAGCGAACUGAGAGUGUGGAAGCAGGAGAUGACGAAUCUAAGUUAGACGAUGCACAUUCGUUAGGAUCUGGGGCUGGAGAAGGAUACGAGCCAAUUAGUGAUGAUGAACUAGAUGAAAUUCUGGCAGGUGAUGCCGAAAAGAGGGAGGACCAACAGGAUGAGGAGAAGAUGCCAGAUCCAUUAGAUGUGAUCGAUGUGGAUUGGUCUGGCCUUAUGCCAAAGCAUCCAAAAGAGCCACGAGAGCCUGGGGCUGCACUGUUAAAAUUCACACCCGGAGCGGUAAUGCUGAGAGUUGGGAUUUCUAAAAAGUUGGCUGGUUCUGAACUCUUCACUAAAGUCAAAGAAACGUGUCAGAGACUUUUAGAAAAACCCAAAGAUGCAGACAGUGUUUUUGAACAUGAGUUAGGGGCUCUCAACAUGGCAGCAUUACUACGAAAAGAGGAAAGAGCAAGUCUUCUUAGUGAUCUUGGACCAUGUUGUAAAGCAUUAUGCUUCAGACGGGAUUCUGCAAUCCGAAAGCAGCUUGUUAAAAAUGAGAAGGGCACUAUAAAACAAGCUUAUACAAAUGCUCCACUGGUGGACAAUGAGUUGUUAAGAUUGAGUCUUCGAUUAUUUAAGCGGAAGACUACGUGCCAUACUCCAGGACCUGAGAAGACUGAAGAUAAUAAACUCGCACAGUCCAGCAUCCAGCAGGAGCUCUGUGUGUCUUAAGACUGAAGUCCAGUGACAGCUGUGGUACUCUCUUCCUUCUGCAGCGUGUAUCCUUUCUCAGAGUUCUUUGGUUGGACAGGCGUUAUUAGUGACAAAAGGUAGAAAAGACUUAACAGCCAUGCUAGAAGAGUGACCAACUGGGAAGUUUAAAGACACUAAUUUCGACAAACUUAAGAUUUUCAUAAGUUUUUACACAGUACUUGACACUCAUGCAAAAUAAUGUGAAAGCAUCUAGAUUUAGUAGUUUGUUCGGUACCUUUUGUUAAAACUGAAGAUUUUGAAAAUGGUCAUCCCUGCUCUGCCGGCCUAUGCAGAUUUUCUUAUGAACUGGAGCCACUGACUUAUCUACCAGAUGUCUCUACAGAAACUGCAGUUUUCUUCAGAAACAGGGUGUUCACCAAACAAACGCACAAGCUGUGUGGCACCGCCCUGCUCAAGACAGAGGCAGGUGCUGUGCGUCGGUAGAGCUCCCGAAGGAGUAAGCCACAGGCCUGUUUUCCUUUCUAAAGUUCUAACAAAACUACUUGAGGGCUCUUUGGAUUCUGUUUUUUUUUUUAAAUAUGUGUGUGUUGUUACAGUGUAUAUUGGAUAUAUUUUGAUUCUAAAUGGUUUUGUUAUCAGAGACUGUCUACUAGUUUUAUUUUUUAAUAAAUGUACCUUCCCGUUCCUUGUUCUAGAUUUACUUUGCUCUUCAUCAGUCUUAUUCCUGAUGUACUGAAACACUGAUCAUUCAUGUUACAUGCUUUGUACUUGACAUAUUUUACUGCUCAAGUUCUUGUUACUGGACAGCUGUAAAUAACAUGUUAAGAGCUGAGGACGUACUUCAAAUACAGCUCAGUCGUACUUGAAACAGGCCAGGAGUUAACAAACCUAUGUAAUCUGAGCUUCAAAAUCCUCCUGUCAUACUUUUCAGAGCUAUAACCUUGAAUUACAUUUAACCUUCCUCCAGCCUAUAAUAUGUAAAACAAUUUGCUUUUUAAAAAUUACAGUACAGCUGAUUUUAUAUGUACAUAUUUACUCAUGAAGUGGACUCUUAAAGGGAUUUGAAAUGGAUUCCAAAUCACAGAAUUUGUGGGCAGACAGUAAUAAUAAUGAAGGAAACCAGUCAAAAUUGUAAUUUAAUGAUUGCCUCGCACCGGUUUUUGUCAAAACUAAUCCUAUGUUUCCUCUUUCUUUAGUUUUGUAUCCUCUUCUCUGCAGGUAAUGUUACUAGUUGAAAGUUUAUGUUCAUUUCAAGAAACAGUCAUUGUGCACUUAAUUUGUACAGAAUACUUACCCAGCAAAGGAAAAACUCUUAUUUUCAGAUGUCAGUGAAAGCAUGUGUAAGAAAACUGCAAGUAGCAAAAUAAAAAAAGUAAAAGUUUUGAAUAAAGAAAAAAAA